This is a messenger RNA of Staurois parvus, 503 nucleotides long. The record is from the annotation of a GenBank genome assembly. NCBI's taxonomy places the organism in Eukaryota, Metazoa, Chordata, Amphibia, Anura, Ranidae.
AAGUACAUUGUGAGCGACGCUGUGCCAGUCUGUGAGUCCUCGCUGGGAUCGCCGAUCGCUCUGCGCUGAGUCGCUGGACAAGAACCAUAUUUCGGGAUGAAUGGGAGGAGCAGGUACACCUGUGCAAGACUGAAGGGGAGGAGCCGGGACACCUGUGCAAGACUGAAGGGGAGGAGCCGGGACACCUGUGCAAGACUGAAGGGGAGGAGCCGGGACACCUGUGCAAGACUGAAGGGGAGGAGCCGGUACACCUGUGCAAGACUGAAGGGGUGGAUCCGGUACAUCUGUGCGAGACUGAGGGGAGGAGCCAGUACACCUGUGCAAGACUGAAGGGGAGGAGCCAGUACACCUGUGCAAGACUGAAGGGGUGGAGUCGGUACACCUGUGCAAGACUGAAGGGGAGGAGCCUGUUCACCUGUGCAAGACUGAAGGGGAGGAGCUUGUUCACCUGUGCAAGACUGAAGGGGAGGAGCCUGUUCACCUGUGCAAGACUGAAGGGGAGG